CAGUGGUUCACCCCGUCACGGGUAGUUUGCGUGUCAUCCAUCCACCAACUUUUCGGAUAACCUUUCUAGCGAGUCGAGUUGCCACCAAUCCCUCCUCAAUUUAUCACCACCUCCAGUGUGUAUUUACGCCGUCAGCGGACGCUCCGCGGAUGUGUCGCAGUGUGUGUUUGGACUUCCAAACAUCUCCUCGUUGUAGGUGUCGUGGACUCGUGGUGUCACCUCACUCUAAAGUCUAGCGCUCCACGUGAUCCCUUUCCCAGUUUUCUGUGCUGCACCAGUAGAUCUACUACCGGACUUCUUUACGAAACGUCAAAAGAUUGCAGAUACUCCGUUCGGCGUUCCUAGAGUAAGACCAUCACAGAUUCUGUGAACCUGAGUUUCAUUCCAAUAGCCAGGACUAGAGUCUCAGCCAGGCAAGUUCCUCGCCUUCAAUGCGAUAGCGCGGUGCGAAGCGUGAGUCCUGUAAUGCCGUUGGCGUGCAAGUUUUGGCUUGUCGACGCGCAUGGCUUUGUGACAUUUUUAUGAUAGCUGUUGUAGAAGAUGCAGCUCAUUGUGCUAAGCAGAACCAAGCUGGAGGGAAGCGGGAUUUCCGCCUGUCGGAAACUUACCGCUCUCCUGCUGGCAUUAGUGUUCUUCUUGGACGGCAGCAGUUUCUUGUUCCAGCAUGAAUGCGUUGUCCGAGCACAGCGCCUGAGUACAGUUGAGCCUGACGAGGCGUCGACGACAAGUCCACAGGACGUUGGACAACCUCCACUUAUACCUGUUGCUAUUCCUCCCGAAGAUGUCAGUCCAGCACCGCAAGAAGGUCCAGUGUACUGCACUGGUGGCUCUGUACGCAACCGGACCUAUCUAGGGUUGCUGCGGCACUGCACAGUCAUUGUGGGGCGGUUGGACAUUCUAGGGGUAUCCCUGACCUGCUGUGACUUUGUCGUGGCAGAAGGAGAUCAGAAUGGCUGCGCCGAGCUACAGGACUGCACCGAUAUGAAGGGUGCCCUGUUUCCACUGUUGACCGAUAUCACCGGCUUUGUUCGCCUCAGCGAUGUCUCAUUCCCCACGGGCAAGGACACUCUUGCGCAGAUCUUCCCAGCCCUGGUGGCUAUACAUGGUUUCAUGGGCAUCAAUCGUGUCCAGACUGCUACAUCAGCAACCGUCACAACAGCAUUCCUCAUUGAAUUAACCAAUCUUCGAUACGACACGCCAGUGAGCAGAACGCCUAUCUGUGUCAAGAAUGCACGUGCUGUUGGUGGACGCGUGGAUGAUGGAUUCAAUCAGGUAGCUGAUAAUCGUGAAGACGGUGGUGGCCUAGCCCCCAUUGUAGCAGAGGAUCCUGUAGUUUUGCUGAACAACGUUUUCCUCUGCAACCCAGUGCGAACCGCCAGUUCCUCCCAGCCUAGUCCCCUUCAGCAAAAUGUGCCCAGUUUCCUUCAGCAAGAUGUCCGGCAGCUAGCCAUUCUUGGAAGGGACACCUGCGUGGGUGUAUCUGGAUCUGUGUUCUCUGUCUUCUCCAAUGAAAGUCAUGUGCAGUUCCUGGGUGAUCUACACUUGGCGAGUUGCCCGAUUCUUGUCCAAUACAGUGGCUCUGAAGGUGCGCGGAUGAGCCACUCUUCAGCACAACAAUCAGAUAGUAUCCUCCAGCUGUGCGAGUAUGACUGCAACCUGCUUAGUCCAGUGGCGCCCUGGUUCCUAAAUCUAGACAUUCCGUGCGUCCGAGCUUGCCUCGGAGGGAACAUUGUCCAUACAUUUCAGCUCUCUGUCUAUUUCGGCUGCACCAGGAUUGUCGGUGAUCUUCUACUAGCUUUUAGCCGGCCACCCAGUGAGAGGGAUCUCACGACUCUGUUGGCCAGCUCCCAAUUCCCUGGUUUAACAACUAGCAGUACUCUAACAGAAAUUGUGGAGAUCAUGCUUGGUAAUGUCAAGGAAAUCAGUGGGUCGUUGAGCAUCCUUGGUUCGGACUGCAUAACAACUCUCAACGUGUUUAGAUCUCUCCGGGUUGUGCAGGGCCUUGUGGAGAUCAGCGAAAACCGCUUUCUCUCUGACCUUGGGAGAUUCACCAGCCAAGUCCAAUUCAAGUCCAGUGUCACAUUUCGCCGUAAUGCCAACCUGUGUCCAGUGGAGAUUGCCGCCAUGCGUCAGGCUACAGGACUCGGUGCGAGGCUAGUCGAAGAAGACAAUGGAUUCUCGGGAUACUGUUGUGAUUGCAUAUCCGAUUUCAAGCUGAACAUUGAGAGCACGGAACUGGAUGCGGAUGGUUUUCUCACUGUCACGCCAAAUAUCACAUUCACGGAUAUCAUAGAAUCCUGCUAUGAUGAGCUGCCUACAAUCUAUCCUCAACCGCCAUCCUUCAACCGCAGCCUGGUGCCCUCUGUGCAAUUGUGGAAUCACGCCUUAGACAAUAUCACAUCUUGCCACAUGAACUCGACGGAGGUUCAGGAAGCAUUGGAUGAUUUGUUCCAAGUUCCCAAUGGCUGCUCUGAUCGGCUUGACGGGUGGUUGGCCACUGCGUCAAUAGGCCCCAUGGGCCCCAUUGGCCUGGAGGAGAGAUCGUUGUUAAACCGCCGCUCGGCAUUGUACUUGCUUGAGUCGUGCACGUGUUACGUGACACAGCUGCUGGUAACAUGGAUUACAGAGGAUGGGCGUGUGUAUGGAUUGGCCAGAUCCAACCUGCAAGUGCAGCAGAUGCCACCGUUUGGAAUCCUCCCAGCAUUGGACCGGGCUGCAGUGGUUGGUUAUGGUGCCACAUGGCUGGAUAUCAACGUCGUCCUACCUCGGCUGCUGGACUGCCUAGCGUCGUCAGUGAUUCCUUUCCCGUUCAGCGUGCAGGUACGCUACAGGCGUAUUGUGCACACUCGCCCCGACCUCUACGCUGGCAACCGUGUUUGCUAUGCAAAUGUUCCCAAUCACAUUAACUUCUACUGGAACCUUCCUGACUCUUCGCUACUUGGAUCAUGCACUCCGUGGCCACGAGCUCCGCUUGAGGAGGAGUAUUCAGAGUCCCUUUCAAAUAUCACCGUUCGUGAUUUCGACUUUGAUACUGGCUUCUUCGACAACACCUUCUCACUAAGAGAUUUGGUACCGUCAUCCCAGUACUUCAUCGAGGCACGCUAUAACUUGCACAGGUCUCUGUACAGUCAAUGGUCAGCUCUGGACAUGCAGGCAUCCUGGACCAGAGACAGUCCGCAUGUGGCAGGUAUCACACUAUCCCCACCACAGCUCUAUCUACCCAACGCCAGUGCAGGUGAAUCCCCUUUUGCUGGCAUACGGUGGAGUGCGGCGAAUGAUUCCUCCGUGCACAUGUACCAGAUUGUGGUCGAUCCUGAAUGCGAAUCCACCAUCAACCUAGGCACUGCGUUUCAAAUACAAGAAUUGGCAACAGUUGGCAUUACAUUGUCAGACCUGGAUUUGGAUGAGUUAUAUGGCACAGAGUUUGCCCAGCAGAUGGCAGCAGCUGGCUGUAGUUCUUGUGACAGCGGACCACAAGGUUCAACAUUCCGGCGUUUCACCUGCUAUUCGGCCUGCAAGUCCGGCACGGAGUGCUUCCUUAAGAAUGUCCCGUCACUCAUCUGCAUGUGUAUUAACUUUCGUUGUCGCAUAUCUGUGGCCGCGUGCACCCUAGGUGGCAGUUGCAGUACUCCUUCGGAAGCUGUUCAUCUCUUCAACUACACAUCUCCCUGCUACAACAUCAGCCUUAGUGCAGCUGCUCCGUCUUGCAUUAUUACUAAUCAGACGAUUCCCGGCGAGUGUUUCUAUGUCGAUGAGCUAUGUGUUGGUCAGGCAGGAGGGUUUCCAGGAGCGAGCGAUGCCCCACAGUCCCCCGAAGCAAAGCAUGAAGGAUUGGGCUCAGAUGCCCUUGUUCCGCUCAUUGUGGCACCAAUUGUUUUGUUUUCCUUGAUUGCUGUCGCCGUAUUGUGGAUCUUGAAUACCCGUAACAGGCGCAAUCUCCAGAACAAGAUCAACAAACUGGAAAUCGAGUUUGGCGCUGAUCAUGAUGUCAUAGAUUAUCAGCCGGAUGAAUGGGAGAUUGAGGCCAGGCAUGUAGAAAUGUACGACGAAUUGGGCGAAGGAGCAUUCGGACAAGUCUUUAAGGGCAUUCUCUACACCAAAGAUGAAAACGGAGAAGACACGGUUGUUGAUGUGGCUGUGAAGACUGCCAAGAUUGAGGAAGAGCCCAUGGUGAAGUCACUGUUCUUGCAGGAAGCAUCCAUAAUGAAGAAAUUUUCCUCACCGUUCAUAGUGCAGCUGAUAGGUAUCGUGUCACAAGUGGAGGACACCAGCCCUAUGGUAUUGAUGGAGUACAUGGCUAACCGUGAUCUCAAACACUACCUAAAGUCAGCACGGCCAGCAAGGCCAUCGCCAUCGCAUCCCUCGCGCAUGUCUGGAGGCUCCAUCGGUCUGCUGGACGUGCACCGAGAAUCUGUCGACCUGCGCACCCCCAGCCCGCAGUCAACUGCCACUAACCCCAUGCCGGACGAAGCACUGUUCAUGCAGUGGGCCACACAACUGGCAUGUGGCCUCCAGCAUCUUGUGGAGAAGAGAUUUGUGCACAGGGAUCUCUCAGCCCGCAACUGCAUGCUCAAUGCUGAUCUCAAUCUCAAGAUAUCAGAUUUUGGCUUGACGCGGGAUAUCUAUCAGAGUGAUUACUAUAGGAAGAGAGACAGAGGUGUCCUGCCAGUUCGAUGGCUUCCGCAUGAGGCGCUUGAUGACGGAGUGUUCUGUAAUGCCACUGAUAUCUGGUCCUAUGGAGUGGUACUGUGGGAGAUGGCCACACUGGGCAGAAUGCCGUACCGGGGCAUGUCCAACAACGAUGUUGUACAGCACGUGAUCGAUGGUGGAUUCCCACGACUACCUGUGCGAUUGGUAGCACCCUUUCCUGACCUGCUGAAGGGAAUUAUGCUGCAGUGCUUCACAUUUGCGAAUACCUUCCGUCCGACUGCCGAAAUCCUCCUAUCCUACCUGGAGCUUCCGGAGCGACCCGACUGGAUGAACUACGAGGAGUUAAUGGAGCCACCACGCAGCCGUUCAACAGCCGACGGCAUCGAAGAGGAAAUGGAUGUGUUCAGCGCCGCCAGCACGGACUGGUCUGGUGAUAACCGCGCUAACACUGGCAAGGGAUCUUGCAGAUCUACUAUUACUGCCAUGACCACUGCUGAGGACAGAGAUGUACAUGCUUAUGCCAACCAUAGCGCUGCAGGAGCACAACUUCAACCUGAGCUAGCUUCGCAACCCCACUCCAGCCGUCAAACUCCGAGCAACUUGUCUCCAGCGGUGUCACGAGCACUUUCUCCGGCAAGGGCCAGUCCAAGAGGCAGUCCAAAAGGCAGUCCGAAGGCAUAUCCCGUGCCCAUUGAAAUUCCAACCAUCACAGGGCCUAUCUGUGCACGCAUACUUCCUCCCAUGGAGACCUUUCAGGGUGACGUCGACGAACUGCUGGAGUUGCAGCAGAAAAUGGACAGAGCACAGAGUAUUGACUGGGUUGAGAGCAGCACAAGUGACGAGACUGUCGCAGUGGAACACCAGAACAAUGAUGAAACUGCUGCAAACUGCCCAGCAGUCGGUGCAAGCACUGCGGCGUCGGCACUGUCUGAGCAUGACAGCACCACUGACGGGAAUGCGUCAAGCUUGAACUCUGAUAGCGGUGUGUCCAUGGGUAAAAAUCAGGAGCAGCUCACAUCAUCUUCUGCAUCGGAUGAGUACAAACAGGAAGAUGGAGAAGUUCAGGAAGAUGGAGAAGGUGCAGAGUAUGAUGAAGAAGGUGCAGAGUAUGAUGAAAGCGGUUGCUACCCUGGCGCCACCUGGACAUUACCGGCCAUAUCCUUGCAGGCACCUGUGUAUCCUCCGGGUGGUGAAGGGAAUUCGUACUCCACGGCCACUCUAUGAUACCCAUCAACUCUGAAGCUGGUCUCUGAGACGCUGCCAGUGCCACUUGGGAGCACUUCUGGAUAUUUUGGUAUUGCGGUCUAUGAGACUGGCAUUCUGUGCCGUAAGCAAGCAACCCGAAUUUGACCACUGUACAUGAUGUCAACAUGAUAACUGAUCAUUAACUUAAUCCUGGAACUAACCAAAGCCACUCAACAACCAGUGCGGUAUAAUUGUUUUGACCAAGCUUUUGUUAUCUACUUGUUCAUAGUCCCCACUUGAAACACGUAUUACUCUUGUUCUAGCUAACACAAUUUGCUAAAUCUUGAACACGUAUUACUCCUGUUCUAGCUAACACAAUUUGCUAAAUCUUGAACAAAACAAUUUGGCUCCAUUAG
Messenger RNA from Sycon ciliatum, 6251 nucleotides. RefSeq lists its product as uncharacterized. Gene Ontology annotation, cellular component: plasma membrane; signaling receptor complex. Gene Ontology annotation, biological process: positive regulation of kinase activity; multicellular organism development; protein phosphorylation. Gene Ontology annotation, molecular function: transmembrane receptor protein tyrosine kinase activity; ATP binding. Lineage: Eukaryota; Metazoa; Porifera; Calcarea; Leucosolenida; Sycettidae. The transcript has 26 exons. The record is from RefSeq and is a predicted model, not a curated record. Bases 541 to 5874 code for a protein of 1777 amino acids.